Messenger RNA from Thrips palmi, 2922 nucleotides. Its product is annotated as tectonic-1. Gene Ontology annotation, biological process: cilium assembly. NCBI's taxonomy places the organism in Eukaryota, Metazoa, Arthropoda, Insecta, Thysanoptera, Thripidae. The coding region runs from base 37 to 2382 and encodes 781 amino acids. The record is from RefSeq and is a predicted model, not a curated record. The transcript has 9 exons.
UUCAGCUCUCAGAGGGUUAAAUUAUACAGCCUCAACAUGAUUGCCAAGGCUGUUGCCGGAUUUCUAUUGUUACUUGUUUUAUCAGAAGCUGCAAGUCAGACUGUUGGAGGCAUUCUCUCUGUCUCCCCUUCAACAGGAUCUACAUGUGGAGUGGGGAGUUCUGACUGCCCCACUGACCCAGCUCUGGAUGCAACUGAAAUCCCAACAGAAAUUCCUGUCUCUCUUGAGACUUCAACUUCUACAUCAACAGAGCCUGCCUCUGGAAAUGACAGCACCACUCCAUCUGUUGCCACAACUGCACAAGAAACUAUAACCCAGUCACCCAUGGUGACCUCCUCCAAACCCAACAAGGGUUCCAGCACAACUCGGUCACCACCAAGAAAGUUACCAACAACUGUGAAGCAGCCAGAAGGCCAAAUCCUUGGUUAUGCUCUUAGUGAAACAUGUGCUUGCGAUUUAAUGGCAUUUUCUUGUGAUAUCAACUGCUGUUGUGAUCCAGACUGCACAAAUUUCCAACAUGCUGCCUUCUCAAAGUGCAAAGUUGAAGGAUACCCACCUUAUGAUAACCGAUAUUGUUAUGCCUCUAAGUUGGUUUUCUUAAACAAUUCUGAGCAUAUUUUGGAACAGUCUCAAAGUGGAGCCUUCUGCAUUGUAAGAUCCAACCUAGCUGCAUCUGUUCUGUACCCAUCCCAUCCGGUUUUUUUAAGUCUUCAAGACUUUUUAAGGCACUGGGAUAGAACUCAUACUCCAGUAUGGCCAGAAUUACAAGCAGCACCCAUUUCUGUAGUUGAGAAGCCAAAACCAUAUUCAGCUGGAUCCCCUAUUUUAUUGAUACGCAAUAGCCAAAGUGAAACUUUUGAUCUUCCUGCUUCAAGGCUCACUGCAGCUUGCUCAGUUAAAAAUGCAGUGCUGUAUUUGUUGCCAUGGUCAUCCAAAUGUAUGCGAAAAGCACCUGAUGGUCAACAUGAAUGUGACAGUGUGAGCUCAUACAUUCAUUAUCAGCUACAAAACAUUGUGCGUUCACCACUUUUGGUGAAUCAGACUGAACUGCCCUCAGAAACAGUUGAGCUGUGCCCAGAAAAUGUGUGUGCCCCAGUAACAUACUUUAUUUGCUCAGGCUCAAAAGUGGAAGAAGAUUACUACACAAAUAAUUGUAAAAAUAUUUCAAGUAAAAAUGUAUUGUUUGGCUUGAAAAAUGGCGUUUGUUUUGGUGUUGUCAAAAGACUAAGAUUACUCUUUCAUCACAAUGGGACUGAUGGCAUUCUCCAUAUCGAAGCCUUUAUGUGGCUGUCAAACAUAUCACUGUCCGAUUAUUCAGUUACAAAACCAUUACACCAAUCAUUUUCAGUACAAUUUAAAUGGGCAAGGCUCAAUAAAACGGUUGGAACAAUCACAAAAAACAAUACUCUGAAUUCUAUGGUCGAACAUGCACCAUUUCCACGAAGUGGGAACCCAGGCUAUUUAAUUGGCCAACCAGUUAUAGCAGCAUUCAGAGUCAAACAAAAAUUAAGUGCUAAUUCAAGCAAAGAUACUUCCAAGGAUUCUGCUAAACUGGCCAAGCAUGAUACUAUAGAUCUUAGCCAUGACCCCAAGCAAUGGCUUACUUUACCUGGAUCAAAUAUGAAUGGUAUGUGUGAUGUGACACUAGCCCAGAGGCACAUUGUUACAUUUGGAGAGGACUUGCACAUGUCCUGUGGCAUUGCUGUUUCUCCGAGAAACAUAUCAUCCCACUUCUCUUGCAAUGCUCUUCGAUCUAGAUUAUUGCAGCUUCUCUUAGGAGACAUUGCAAAGUCGUUUCAUAAUGGUAGUUUCAAUGCUGAUUGGGGAAGAAUUAUUGCAGCUUUUGGAAGUGCAAAUGUGUCAAAACCUCAAGAGUGGGUGCCAUUACUCUUGGAUAGCCAGCCACCCUUCACACUAUUAUCAGAGGACUCAAUGUCAACUAUAGAGUCCAAAAUUUCCAAUGAAGACAAACUAUCUGACAUGUCAAUAGAUCAUCCAUUGCAAAUGUGUGAAAAUGUACCUUUGGGGAUCCAACUGCAAUUGAUGCAUGGUCGUGUAGGAUCCCCAUCAAAUCCACAAUCAAAAAUUUUUGGUGCUGCCAUGAGAUUCACCCCCUUGCAAGACAUUGGAUGGCCAUGUACUUCUGCAGCAUGCCCCCAGAAACAAGAUGCCCUCUACUUGAGGGUUGUAUCCACUGUCAAGUUUGUAGACAUAUCUUCCCCUGCGGUGACACGCUUUGCUGAACCACCAGCCAUUCACAUUCGCCUACCCCCAGACUUUUUCUAUCCCUUCAUGGCCACUGAGGGUUCCUCUGGGGCUUCUAUCCAUAAAACUUCAAUGGCACUUGUUGCAGCUUUCCUUAUUCCUUUGUUGUUUAUUUAAUGUAUGAUUUCAUUGCCACACUGCAAUUUUCAUUUCCAAAGAUGUUUGUAAUUUUUGUAAAAUAUUUUUUUAAGUUGUCAUGCCCAAGGUAUAAGGUCUGAAUAUUUUCCAUUCCUCAACGUCCUCAACUAUUUGCUCCUUAAGGGGAGCUUUUAAAGCAGAAGGGAAUGGCCUCUAUUCAGAUCACACUGUGAGUGUAUCUUAAUGUGUGUGAUUUUAUUUGCAUAUGUGAAAGUGAUUUUAUGAGUGUGUUCUUGAACUGCAUGUGAAUGAUGAUUUGACCACAUCUACACUAUCAGACAGAAGUUAAGAAACCAAAGGUCCAUAUACAAUGGAAAGGCGAUGCGCCUGUGAACUUGCACUGUGAUUGAAUUUUAACUCACCAAUUAUAAGUUGUUUAUUUUUUAGAUGUUAAAGUAACUGUAUCCAUUCCAGUGAUCUCAGUAGACCUGUGACUGCACCAUUUGAAAGCAAGUGACUGAAUUCAUUGUAUAUUCAUUUGUCUGCUGUCUGUUUAUUAGUAAAUAAUCUAUCAAGGAA